UACCAUCACUACAUCCUCGCAAUACGUGUUAGCACGAAAAUGGCCGCAGACAAGCAAAGUGAGAUUAAAACAUCGAAGAUGGAUGAAAAUAAGGAGAACUCUGUGGAUGCAGGCCUUGGACUGGAGAUUCUUCAGAUCAUCAAGGAAUCACAGCAACAACAUGGGUUGAGACAUGGAGAUUAUCAGCGAUACAGAGGCUACUGCUCGCGCCGCAUGCGUCGCCUGCGGAAAACUCUUGGUUUCAGACUGGGCAACCGACACAAGUUCACCGGGAAGAAAGUGACUGUGGAGAUGCUGUCUGACAGCAGGUACCUGCUGGUGGUGCUGAUGGAGGCGGAGCGGGCGUGGAGCUACGCCAUGCAGCUGAAGCAGGAGGCCAACACGGAGCCGCGCAAGCGCUUCCACCUGCUGGCCCGCCUGCGCAAGGCCGCCAAGCACAGCGAGCACCUGGAGCGGCUGUGCGAGAGCCCACGCGUGGACGCCAAGACCAAGCUGGAGGCCCAGGCCUACACCGCAUACCUGACAGGAAUGGUCCAGUUUGAGCUGCAGGAGUGGAAAUCUGCGAUGGAGGCCUUCAAUAAGUGCAAAACCAUCUAUGAGAAGCUGGCCAGUGCCUUCACUGACGAGCAGGCGGGGCUCUACUACCAGAGAGUGGAGGAGAUCUCUCCCAACCUCCGCUACUGCGCUUACAACAUCGGUGACCAGAACGCCAUCAAUGACCUGAUGCAGAUGAGACUGAGUGCAGGAGGCAGUGGGGGCAUGAUGGCCGAGAAGCUGGAGACACUGAUCACCCAGACGAGGGCCAAGCAGGCCGCCACCAUGAGCGAGGUGGAGUGGCGAGGCCGCACCGUGCCCGUCAAGAUCGACAAGGUGCGCAUCUUCCUGCUGGGGCUGGCCGACAACGAGGCAGCCAUCGCUCAGGCGGCCAAUGAGGAGACCAAGGAGCGGCUCUACGAGACCCUGCUGGCGGAGUGCAGAGACACCAUCCAGGCGGUGCGAGAGGAGAUCAGGAUGGACGUGAAAACCAGAGAGAGGGCUUCGGACUCAGAGGGAGGCAAGGUCUCUAACCUGCAGUACCUGCACAGCUACCUGACCUACAUCAAGCUGUGGACGGUGGUGAAGCGUAACGAGAGCAUGGCCCACACGCUGCAGGCCAAGCUCAAGGAGCCGCAGACGGACGAGAGCAAGCGGGGGCCGCGGCCCCAGGACCUCAUCCGCCUCUACGACAUCAUCCUGCAGAGUCUGGCGGAACUGGCUGGCCUUCAGGGAAUGGAGGAGGACCACACCUUCCAGAAGGAGGUGGGCCUGAAGACCCUGGUCUACAAGGCCUACAGGUGUUUCUUCAUAGCCCAGUCGUAUGUGCUGGUGAAGAAGUGGAGCGAGGCCCUGGUUCUGUAUGAACGAGUUCUGAAGUACGCCAGAGAGGUCCAGUCCAAGGCCAAGAGCCUGAACAACAGCCUCAAGGACCUUCCGGAUGUCCAAGAGCUUAUCGCUGAGGUCAAUGCGGAAAAAUAUUCUCUCCAGGCGGCGGCCAUCUUGGACAAAGAAGAUGUAGCGGAAACACCCACUCUGCCCCAUGUGAAAGACAAAAAGCCCCUCUCCGACCGAUUGGAAACCUUCCGCCUGGAUCCCACCCUCGUCAGCAAGCAGCCCAAUCUGGUGGAGUUUCCCCCCGACUUCCAGCCAAUCCCCUGCAAGCCCCUCUUCUUCGACCUGGCGCUCAACCACGUGGCCUUCCCGCCCCUGGACGACAAGGUGGAGCAGAAGGGCAAGGGCGGCCUGACCGGGUACAUCAAGGGCAUCUUUGGCUUCGGCAGCUAAGUGUGGGGCGCAGGCCUCUCUGGUGGUCUCGCCAGCGCUGGGCUGCGUGAGUCGCCCCGAGCACCGGCUUCCUCCAGUCUCUGAGUUCCGGCAGAGUUCCGUCGGAGUUCCGCCACGUACAUCUCAGAUUCUAGAGACUUCCGUGCCUGGUGUUCAUUUUUGCUCAUGCAGCACACCCAGACACCUCCCUCACACAAACUUGCAUACACACACACACACACACACAUACACAUAUACACACAGAGAUGCAUAUAAAUGUUCCCUCUUGCUCUCUUAAUUUCUUUAUUCUUCUCUCUCUCUUUCUCUUCUCUGAGAGAACCCCCACCUAAUUUAUCUUGUUUGAUUGAGUUCAAUUUCUUUUUUUUAAUCAAAGUCUUAUGAAGCGCCUUCAUGUACCUACUCUUGAUGUCAGUGUACAACAAGCAACACUGAUCACCAGUCAUCGUCAAUUGAAUAAAAUGGGAGUCUCCGUGCAGGAUCAGUCUCAAGCAUUUCAUGAACACUCAUUUAAGGACACAGGGUGAUCUACACGAUAAAGCCAUGAAUUUCACACAGUGCUUUUUACGGACAGUAGAAACUAGCAUCGCCAUCAACUGGAACAGACUCCUAUGCUUGUCAAGGAGCAUGUCUCUUUUCGCCAUCUGUCUUUGUCUUGCACGUCUUCCUCCCUCUGUAACUCCUGCAUGGAAAGCAGUUUAGUCGAGCUACUGCAAGGACCUGUUGCAGACGGCAAUCACUUAGCCGAUGUCACCUCUGACGAUACACCAACCAUAGCAAUAGUGACAGUCCAGUGACUCUACAUGCCACGCUGUUAUCAUUGUUACGGAGAGGAUCAGUAGUGACAGUUCAGUGACGAGACAUGCCACGCUGUUAUUGUUACGGAGAGGAUCAACGACUUCUGUGAAUGUGAACCAUCGUUCAGGAAGAAUAACAGAAGAACGCAAAGGAGAACUUUCUUCCCCCUUUUUUUGGAAUCGUACCAUCUUUGAGCUUUUUUUUUGUCAGUGUAGGACCCUGUAGGUGUGGACUGAUGCGCGUUCGACUGUUUUCGGAGAGGAUUUUUUAGGUGAGCGAGUAGGAUCUAGCAGAUCGCGCCCCAUACGAUCUCUUCGCAAGAACCAAAGUGCUUUUUUUUGUUUGCUUGUAGGAGUCAGCAGGAAUUGUAUCAGGGAAAGUUACACGGCAGGCUCCCUGCAGCGUUUAAUUUCGCCUCAAACCCAUGACUGACCUUUUUGUUUUGACAGAUAGUCACAUUUGGGCUUGUUGUACCCCAACUAACCUUUCCUUUUUAUUUGCAUUUUUAACGUUUCUUUUGAAGGUGUCUUUUGCUCAGACUGUUUUGAUCACCAGAUAGGGAACGGAUCAGGGCAGAAUUGCGGAACCUUUCUUUUUUUGUUAAUCCAGUGACAUGUGGGUGAAAAGAGAUGAAGACCAAUGUAUAGCAGAGAUAAUUGUCAUUUAGGUUGCCACAGCCUGUUACGAAAUUAAAGAACAGUUGUUUGCACCACA
This is a messenger RNA of Sardina pilchardus (European sardine), 3330 nucleotides long. RefSeq names its product signal recognition particle 68 (gene srp68). The coding region runs from base 40 to 1821 and encodes 593 amino acids. Gene Ontology annotation, cellular component: signal recognition particle, endoplasmic reticulum targeting. NCBI's taxonomy places the organism in Eukaryota, Metazoa, Chordata, Actinopteri, Clupeiformes, Clupeidae. Gene Ontology annotation, biological process: SRP-dependent cotranslational protein targeting to membrane. Gene Ontology annotation, molecular function: 7S RNA binding; protein binding; signal recognition particle binding. The record is from RefSeq and is a predicted model, not a curated record. The transcript is spliced from 16 exons.